Cladocopium goreaui is the source of this 990-nucleotide messenger RNA. NCBI's taxonomy places the organism in Eukaryota, Dinophyceae, Suessiales, Symbiodiniaceae. The record is from the annotation of a GenBank genome assembly.
AUGGUGGGGCGUUCUGUGGCCAGAGUGCUUGAGCUCGCAGUGCCGUUGCGGGAAGGGCUCACUUUGGCAGCUCAGGCCUGGAGCCGCGGAUCGCCUGGAUCGCCCUUCCGGGGACGGCCCGUGCUGGCCCUGCAUGGCUGGCUGGACAACAGCAACAGCUUUCUGGAGGUGGCUCCAGCACUGGCAGAGCAGGGCUUCUUGGUGGUGGCCAUCGACUGGCCUGGCCAUGGUAGAUCCGAACACAGGUCCUUCGAUGCCAGUUAUUUGGCCUCCGACCUGCCGUGGUACGCCGGUGAAGUGGUGCGGGAGCUGCAGUGGAGUCGCUUCGGUGUCCUAGGACAUUCCAUGGGAGCGGCCGCGGGGACGUUGAUGGCUGGUAGCCAAUACCCGAGCAGCGAUGCCCUGGUUGCUCUUUGCUGCCUGGACCUUCUAGGACCCCUGUCCAGAUCCGUUGGAAGCAGUGGGCAGAAUCUCCUCAAGGGCUUGAAGAGUCGCGAGAAGUAUUUGCAACGGCAAUUGCGCGGAACACAGAAGGUGUAUGGUUCGCUGGAGGACUGCAUCGCGGCACGUCUGCGAAGCAUAAAGGCCUGGCCUGGCCAGCAGCGCUUGACUGAUCUCAGCGCCCGGCGCCUGGUGCAGCGAGGCGCGGAAGCGGCAAACGAAAACGGCGAUGGCUGGCGCUUCAGACAUGACGUGAGGUUGAACAGCCCAAGCCCUUCAUAUUACACCGAAGAACAGGUGCUGGCCUUGCUGCAGCGCAUUGAGACACCCUGUUUGCUGAUCGAGGCGGAAGGUCCUUAUGCCUGGCCCAGAGAUCCGAAGUGGUGGACCGCUCGAAAAGCGGCGGUCCGCGGGCUGCAAAGUCGGCCGCUCUUCGGUGGGCACCAUCUGCACCUGGACGAGGACACAGCGCCAAAGUGCGCGGAGGAAAUCGCCGCCUUCUUCGAGGCCCAAGUCUCUGAUUGGGAUGAAGUGGAGCUCAAGCUGUGA